Closterium sp. NIES-65 is the source of this 6588-nucleotide messenger RNA. The record is from the annotation of a GenBank genome assembly. Lineage: Eukaryota; Viridiplantae; Streptophyta; Zygnematophyceae; Desmidiales; Closteriaceae.
AUGGAGCUCCGUGAUUGGCUGGAAUCCUCGGGACUGGGCUCCACGGAUCUCCUAGGCUCGUUGACCCGCGCCAUGGAUUCCGAACCUGCAGGCGAGGCUCGGUCGUCCCUGGCCUUGCUUGCGUCUAAUCUGAGCCCUCCUGGUCUGCCUGAGGCACUCCUGGUGGCGUGUGAAGGAUGCUCGGGGCAACCGGACUUGGCGUGCGGCGAGGCGGUGUGGGUGCUGGGAGUGCGAUACGCAGAGUGGGAGGACGAGGAGGUGGGGCGAGAGGAGGCGCAGGAGGGGGGUGGGGAAGGGGAGGGGGAGGCGAGGAGAGGGGAGGGGGAGGCGAGGAGAGGGGAGGGGGCUGAGGGGAGGAGAGAGGGGGGAAGGGGUGAGGGGAGUGGAGCAAGGGAAGGCGGGGAUGUGGUGAAUGACGUGGAUGAGGGUAGAGACGGAGGGAGGGUUGAUGGGAGGGAUAAAGGGCGGGAAGGAGGUGGAGGUUUGGCGAGGGAGGAAGGGCGAGAGGGUGUGAGGGAGAAGGAAAAUGAGCGGGAUAAGGGUGGUCGGAGGGAGGAAGGUGGGGAACAAGAGGGGUUAGAGGAGAGGAGCAGUGGAGAGAGAAGUGAGGUAGUGGAGGAAGGGAGGAGUGGGGGGGCACGGGAGGAGGGGAGGAGUGGGGGGGCACGGGAGGAGGGGAGGAGUGGGGGGGCACGGGAGGAGGGGAGGAGUGGGGGGGCAGGGGAGGAGGGGAGGAGUGGGGGGGCAGGGGAGGAGGGGAGGAGUGGGGGCUCGUGGGAGGACCUGGUGGUGGACGUGCAGUCAAGGCUAUGGAUGACGUACCGCUGGGGCUUCCCCCCUCUGCCCUGCACUGCUGCUGCUGCUGAUGGCGCUGCUGCUGCUGCUGGUGUUGGUGGCGCUGCCGCUGCUGCUGGCGCCUGUGCUGGCGGUGGUGGUGCUGCUACUGGUGCUGGUGCUGCUACUGGCGGUGGUGGUGGUGCUACUGGUGGUGGUGCUACUGGUGGUGGUGGUGGUGGUCCUGGCUUCACCACGGACACGGGGUGGGGCUGCAUGUUCCGCACCGGCCAGAUGAUGCUCGCUCAGGUAACGUCUCGCUCUGGAGCUGGCACAGAUGGUGCCACUGGUGGUGGUGCUGGCGCAGUCUUUACCGCGAACACAGGAUUUGGCUGCAUGUUCCGCACCGGCCAGAUGCUGCUCGCACAGGCCAGAUGCUGCUCGCACAGCCGUGAGUCCUGGAGACAUCUUAUAGGCUGUUGUCCCUCUGUUUUGUUCCUUCCUACCUUCCCUGCACCCUCCCUCCCAGGCCCGGCUGUGCCACCUGCUGGGCCGCCAGUGGAGACGACUUGGAAGCGACUCAGAAGCGACUCAGAAGCUAUUGUCUCCUCCUCCUCCACCAUCUUUGAAACUCUCAGAAAUCGUUCUUCUUUCUCCUUUCUCCGAGCUGUGCAGGCCCUGCUGUGCCACCGCCUGGGCCGCCGGUGGAGACGACAGGCUGGCAGGGAGGAGCAGGUGGGGGGGGUUGGUGGGGAGGGGGAGAGGGCUGCUGGGGAGGGAGAGGUGAGGGGGCAGUGGGGAGGCGGAGAUGGGAGGGGUGAUGGGGAUGGGGAGGUGAGCGGAGGGGUGGUUGAGAGGCUCGGCGUCAAGGCUGGGGCGUGGCUCGGGCCGUACCGGCUGUGCGUCACGCUCGGGAGCUUGGUUCGGGAGAUGGAGAAGGGGGGAGGGGAGAGUGGUGUGGGUGAGGUGGAGACGGGGAGAGGAGAAGAAGGGGAGGACAGUGAAAGGGAGGAAAAGAAUGGGGAUGCAGGGAUGGUGAGAAAACCAAGAGCGGGAAGAGACUGUGGUGAGGGGCAAGAAAACGGCGAGGAGGCUGGCGACUUGACACGGAGCAAGGAAGGAAGACUUUGGGGCAAGGAGGGGUCGCUAUGGGGCAAGGCGGGGCCGCUAUGGGGCAUGCGCGUGCAUGUGGUGGGGGCGCACCCUGGGGGGGAGGGAGGGGGAGGUGCGCCCAUGCUGUGUGUGGACGAGGUGAUGGCUCUGUGUGGCGGGGGAGGAGGAGGGGGAGGAGGGGAGGUGAGGAAGGGAGGGGGGAGGGAUGCAGAAGGUGGGGAAGCAUUGGAGGAACAAUGGGGGGAGAGGGACGGGGAGAGGGAAGGGGAGAGGGGAGAUGAGGAACGAGGCGAGGCGAGCGCAUGGCGGGCGGUGCUGAUCCUGGUGCCGUUGGUUCUCGGUGUCGACCAUAUGGACGCCCGCUACCAGGAGGCACUGCGCCGCACAUUCACCUUCCCCCAGAGCGUGGGCAUUGCGGGAGGCAAGCCGCACACGUCGCUCUACUUCAUCGGCACACACCAGAAUGAUGUGCUGUUUCUGGACCCGCACUACCCACAGCAGCGGAUUGAACAGCUUGCACGAUUGUCAGAAGGUGCGCCACUCCUCACUGUGGGCAACAGGGCCGAUUUGGCGAGCUAUGCGGUGAAGGAGGUGCCUGAGAUGGACAGCUCGUCUUUGGGAGAUUCAUGGGAAGAUAAUGAUUCCGACAUUGCCAUUGGCAGUUUUCCUUCUAACGAGCUUGAGACUCCCCGUCUCUUGUUCCGACUGUUGCGCCGUUUACGCACCCUUCCGUCCACCAAUCAGCUCGCAGCGUCCGUGCUGCCGCCGCCCUGCCACGUGUCCAAGUUCGCAUACGCGCCCUUCGAAGCCGCCAGCCAGCAGCUCUUUUCCGCGCAGCCGCGUUCUUCGCAAGCCGCGAACUCGUUACAAGCUCCUGAUUCGUUACAAGCAGCCUUCAAGCGCCCGUCGGCACCCGUCAGCAACAGCAGCGGGCCCCGCGCUUCCAUUCCCGCGCGUACCAGAGACUCCUUGUCUGGAAGCUUCCACGAAGCCGCGCCUCCAGCGUUCCAAGCCGCGUGCGCAACACACUCCGUCGGCGGGCCUUCCUCCGGUUCCGACCGUUCCGCCCCGUCUCCCGUUGCGAGCGCAGCAGGGGGGAUAUCCGCGCUGCCGCGCGCCAUGGGCGGAACUCCCUUCCCGCCGCAUGCAUCAGGCGCAUCCGGAAGCUCCGGCGGAUUUCCAGGAUUCCCAAACCCCGCCGCGGGCUCAAUUGCGGACGGAAUCGGGGGAGGAGGAGCUGGCGGGUUGGCGGACGAGAGGGCGGAAGGUAUGGCGGGGGCAAUGGCGGGCGGAGGUGUGCGGAUCCCCGGAAGCUCGUCUCCGCGGGAUGAGGCUGCGGAGAGCGCCUUCUGGGCGUGGCGCCACCACUCGCGCACCUCCCCCGGCCCCCCUGCUUCCGCCUCCGCCUCCCCCUUCGCUGUUCCUGGCGCCCCUUCCCCGUUCGCCCCCUCUGCGUUUCCUUCCGCCGUGGGUCCCCCUCUGCCUGUCCCCUUUGCCGCGGCUCCCCCCGAUGCCGCUGCAGCAGCCGCGGCUGCCAUGCUUGCGGUUACGGGUGGCGGAAAGACUGUGGCGGGAGGUUGGGGGGGAGUAGCGGGGGGGAAUAAAGCGAGGGCAGAGGAGCAGGAGAAGGAGCAGAGGCAGGAGUUGAGGAAAGCGGCUGGGAUAAGCGGAGUGGGGAGGGACGCAGCAGUAGGAGGAAGGGAUGUGAGCGGAGCAGUGAGGGCGGAUCGAGGAGCAAUGGGGGAAGGUUGCGAGAGGACAGGAGCAAGGGGAGAAGCGAGGGGCAAAAGAGGAGUGAGUGAAGGAGUGAGGGCGUGUGACGUGGUGGCCGUGGUGGGCCAGCGGGAGUUUUGGCGCCUGCAGCAGGGCAUGCAGAGGCAUGAGCGCAUAGUGCGAGCACAGCUGCUGGACCUGCAUUCACUCAUCAUAGUACAGCAAGAACUCUUCCAAGCAGACCGCCCCCCCUCCCCCGAGCCCUCCGCCACCAGCGCCCCCCUCCCCUCCGCCCCCCUCUCCCCCGCGCCCUUCCCCCCCGCCUCCUUCCCCUCCGCCCCCCUCUCCCCUGCGCCUCUCCAGCCCCUCCGCCCUUCCCAACCUCCCUUCCGCGCCUCCCCAGCUGCGCCGCACACCUGUGUCGAGGCUGAGUCGCAGGCUCGGGGAUUUCCAGGGCAAGUGGUUCGGACGGAUACGGAAGGGUUCUCUGCUGCGAUUGGUGAAGGAGGGGUUAUGGGGGGAGAGGAGCGGGAAAAUGAGGAGAGGGUGAGGGAUGGUACUGCUGGUGCUGCAGUUGGCUAUGCGGACAAGGCAAGGAGGAAGAGAAGAAGGCAGGAGGAGGGUAUGGGGGAGGGUAUGGGAGAGGAUAAUGGGGAUGAUAGGGGAAGGGGGGAGGAGCAUUGGGGGGAGUGGCAAGCGAGCCCCAGAGCAGCGUCCGUUGCCGCCCCUGCUCUGUCGCGCUCCCCUCGGGUGCACUCACAGUACACUCAGCACAAGCAGCACACCGAUUAUGUGGUGCAGAAGCGGCAGGAGCAGCAGAAAGUGCGCCACGAAGCAGAGAAUCUGGAGGAGCCUGCAGCAUCCAGCUCGCCCCAUCGCCCCACACAUGUUCGGCAGCUGGUGCAAGUGGGCGGGUCGCCGGUUUAUAAGAUGGAGCGGAAGCUGGGGAAGGGCGGAUUCGGGCAGGUGUACGUGGGAAGGCGCGUCAGCGGCGGCAACGAGCGGGUUGGGCCCAACGCCGUGGAGGUGGCAUUGAAGCUGGAGCAUCGGAGCAGCAAGGGGUGCAACUACGGCCCCCCCUACGAGUGGCAGGUGUACACGUGCGUGUGCUGCCCUGUAGCACUAGCUUGUACUCGAUCGACGUUGGGCGGCAGCCAUGGCGUGCCCAGAGUGCACUUCAAGGGGCGGCAGGGCGACUACUACAUCAUGGUCAUGGAUCUGCUGGGGCCGAGCCUGUGGGACGUGUGGAACAACCACAACCAAGCCAUGUCAACGGAGAUGGUGGCGUGCAUAGCAGCGGAGGCCCUCUCAAUAUUGGAGAAGGUGCACGAGCGAGGCUACGUGCAUGGAGACGUGAAGCCGGAGAACUUUCUUCUCGGGCAGCCCGGGACUUCCGAGGAAAAGAAGCUGUACCUGGUUGACCUGGGUUUAGCAACGAGGUGGAGGGACAGCAACACGGGGCAGCACGUGGAGUAUGACCAACGACCAGACAUCUUCAGGGGCACGGUGCGCUAUGCAGGCGUCCACGCACACCUGGGGCGCACGGGCAGUCGCAGGGAUGACUUAGAGUCACUGGCAUACACACUCGUCUUCCUGCUGCGAGGAAGACUGCCCUGGCAGGGCUACCAGGGCGACAACAAGGGUUUCUUAGUGUGCAAGAAGAAGAUGAGCACGUCGCCCGAGAUGCUCUGCUGCUUCUGUCCGCCGCCCUUCAAGCUCUUCCUCGAGUACGUCGUCAGCCUCAAGUUCGAUGAGCGCCCCGACUACGCCAAGUGCGCCGCCAUGUUCGACCCCAUCCUCUCCCCCAACCCAGCACUACUGCCUCUCAACACAGAGGGAGCACGCUCUCUCAAGGUGCAGGUGGGGCAGAAGAGGGGGCGGGGCGAGGGGGGCGAGGAGGAGGCGGAGGAGGAUCAGCUGAGGAAGAAGAUCCGCCUCGGCAUGCCGGCCACCCAGUGGAUCUCUGUUUACAGCGCCAGACGGCCUAUGAAGCAGAGGUACCAUUACAAUGUGGCGGACUUGCGUCUAGCGCAGCACGUGGAGAGGGGCAAGGAGGAUGGGUUGCACAUGAGCACGGACUCGCGCCUGGCACAGCACGUGGAGAAGGGCAACGAGGACGGGCUGCACAUCAGCAGCGUGGCGUCGUGUCAGAACCUCUGGGCGCUCAUCAUGGACGCGGGCACCAACUUCACAGCGCAGGUCUACGACCUCUCGCACGUGUUCCUGCCCAAGGUAAGUGCUUUGUCUCUGGCCAAGGUGAGUGCGUUUCCCAAGGCGAGGAGUGGAUCAUGGAGCAGUGGGGAGAGGAACUUCUACAUCACAGCAGUGGCGGGCGCCAGCAACGGCAACUCCCUCGUUGUCAUGUCCAAAGGUGCUUUUCCACUUGCUCCAUCUUUCAGUGCUCUACAGUGCCCCCUCUCUCUCCCUUGCCGCCUUCCUCCUUCCCACCCCCUCCCAGGCAUGCCAUACACGCAGCAGUGGUACAAGGUCAGCGACAGCUUUCCGUUCAAGUGGAUCAACAACAAGUGGCGCGAGGGCUUCUACCUUCAAGUGACACCGCGUCUCUUCCACUGCCGCCCCCCCACUACACCCCCCCCCAGGCACACCGUAUACACAGCAGUCAUACAAGGUCAGCGACAGCUUCCCAUUCAAGUGGAUCAACAAGAAGUGGCGAGAGGGCUUCUACGUGACGUCCAUGCCACUGCUGGCAGCCGCUGGGGGGUGGUUAUGUCCCGCAAUGCCGGCUUCACUGACCAGGUGGUGGAGCUGGACUUUCUGUAUCCCAGCGAGGGCAUUCACAGGCGGUGGGACAUGGGGUAUCGCAUCACAGCCACCUCUGCCACGUGGGACCAGGCUGCCUUCCUUCUCAGUGUGCCGCGCAGACGACCCGCGGAUGAGACCCAGGAGACUCUGAGAACAUCGGCUUGUCCCCAGUACCCAUGUAAAGGGGGGCUUGUGUGGCGUUGCAACCAUGGCAAGUGCGCAUGA